Messenger RNA from Nasonia vitripennis (jewel wasp), 4210 nucleotides. RefSeq names its product 4-aminobutyrate aminotransferase, mitochondrial (gene Gabat). The transcript is spliced from 9 exons. NCBI's taxonomy places the organism in Eukaryota, Metazoa, Arthropoda, Insecta, Hymenoptera, Pteromalidae. The coding region runs from base 174 to 1646 and encodes 490 amino acids. Gene Ontology annotation, molecular function: pyridoxal phosphate binding. Gene Ontology annotation, cellular component: mitochondrion. The record is from RefSeq and is a predicted model, not a curated record. Gene Ontology annotation, biological process: GABA catabolic process.
UUCGACAACAGCGCUACGGAGACUACUACUCCGGCUCUGACGAUGCGCGCGCGCUUUCGCUCCACUCGCGCUCGAGCCUUUGGAGGAGAAAGUCUACUAUUGUAAUCGCGAAUCCGCGAGUGAUACUCGUGUAUAGUCAAGGAUCAGGAGAAAAGCACAGGAAGCUUUCAAGGAUGAUGGUCCUCAAAGCUCUGCCGGGACUUAAGGCCCUUCGAGGCCCUUUGUCCCGGAGUCUGGCGACCCAGGCGCUGGCCGACGAGCCCUCGGCGCCGCAGGUCACCUGCGAGGUGCCCGGCCCCAAGAGCAAGGAACUCUUCCGCGAGCUCAACGACAUGCAGCAAGCCGGCUCGGUCCAGCUUUUUGCCGAUUACGAAAAAUCGGCCGGCAAUUACCUCGCCGAUGUCGAUGGUAAUAUGCUCUUGGAUGUCUACAUGCAGAUAUCAUCGAUGCCCUUGGGCUAUAACCAUCCGGCUAUGCUGAAGGCGCUUACCGAUCCACAUAAUCAGAAAAUGAUCGCGAAUCGACCGGCACUCGGAGUGUUCCCCAACCGUGACUGGCCGGAGAAGUUGAAGAAAGUCCUGCUCCGAAAGGGAGUAGCACCGCCUGGAUUUUCGUGCAUAACGACGAUGAUGUGCGGCUCGUGCUCGAACGAGAACUCGUUCAAAAACAUCUUCAUAUGGUACGCGGAUAAGCACAGGCACGGCGAACCCUUUACCAAAGAAGAGAUGGAGAGCUGCAUGAUCAACAAGGUUCCCGGCUCACCGCGUUACUCGAUCAUGUCGUUCGAUGGUGCUUUCCAUGGGAGAACGCUCGGUUCGUUGUCGACGACGCACAGUAAAUAUAUUCACAAAAUCGACGUACCGGCUUUCGACUGGCCGAUCGCGCCGUUCCCGCGUUACAAGUACCCGCUCGAAGCUAAUGAGCGCGAAAACAAGGAAGAGGACGAACGCUGUUUGGCUAGGGUUGACGAGCUGUUCGAAAUAUACGCGAAGGAGAAAAAGGUUCCUGUGGCAGGAGUGAUAGUCGAGCCUAUUCAAGCCGAAGGUGGCGACAACCAUGGCUCGCCCUAUUUCUUCCAAAAGCUUCAGCAAAUAACUAGAAAACACGGAGGCGCCUUGUUGAUCGACGAAGUACAAACCGGUGGUGGCCCAACCGGCAAAAUGUGGUGUCACGAGCACUUUAAUCUCGAUUCUCCGCCCCACAUCGUCACUUUCAGUAAGAAAAUGCAAAUGGGAGGCUACUAUCAUCUCGAAGAAAUGAAACCAAAGCAGUCGUACCGCGUGUUCAACACGUGGAUGGGCGAUCCCAGCAAACUGAUACUUUUGGAAGCUAUCGUCGACGUCAUAGAAAAGGAGAAUCUGCUGGACAGAGUGACCAGAGUCGGGAACUACACGUUAGACCAUUUGAAAAAAUUAGAAAACGAGUUCCCGAACUCUAUCAAUUCGUCACGCGGUAGAGGAACCUUCAUCGCUUUCGACUGUGCCACUGCCCAACUCAGGGAUGCGACGAUCAAGAAGUUGCUGCAGAAUGGCAUUCAAGCGGGAGGCUGCGGUGAAAAGGCUGUUCGUUUGAGACCGGCUCUCACGUUCACCGAGCACCACGCCAACAUUUUCCUCGACAACCUGCGCUCCGUUCUCAAGGGAUAAACGCCAAGCAAACACGAGUAACCUCAAGAAUCAAGAGUCUUCCAUAAACAUAUACGAGCAUCCGAAGCAAUUAUGACAAUAGUCGUUUACAGUCAGGGGCUGAAUGUUUGCAGGAUUUUAUUUUUGUACAGCAGGAUAUUAACGAGUUCGAUAGGCAAUUUAUCGUAUUACUCGAUUUUACAUACACGCAUAAGUCAAAAGUAUUUUCCAACUUAGUUUUAGAGUAAAUUUUGUUGUACCUAUCUCUUUUUUAUUGUAUAUCAAACGUUACGAUGUAUAUUUUGAUGUUUUAAACAUUGUAUUACGCGAAUCUUUGUGCGGUUCAGUCGCACCGUAAAUUUGUACAUUAUUAUUUUCGUUGCGCGCCUUUGGUAUAUCAAAUAUAAGAGAAUUAAUGCUGUUUAUAUUUUUACUGGACUACCAGUUUGUAUUUCUAUAAAGAUAUAAUUUACAAUUUUCACUAUCUCAGCAUUGUCGAUUUUUUAUACGUAUAAAAACUGCUCACAGCAAACGAAUGCUUUUAUAAUUCUUAUUAUUUCUUUCUUUCUUUCUUUCUUUCUUCUUCUUCACGACGCACAAACAAUUCGAACGAUUUAUUAUCGAUGUACUUAUAUAAUACUGGUCCUUUAAGGAAGCCUUCAUUGUUUUACAAAUUCAUAUUAUACACAUAUCAGACUUAAAAGUUCCCUCUUACUUGGACAUUUUCUUGAGCAUUUCAGCAAAGUGUUGAAAUUGUGGCAAAUGGCUCUUGCGCACCAUGUACUCCAACGUCGUCAGCUAAAAACAUUAAGCCUUGCAUUGAGUAUUCGUUUAUUACUUAUUAACAGGCAAUAAAAAGUAUAAAUUAUGCCUUACUCUCAGUUUGCUAUUAACGGUAUCGUGUUUUUGAGACAAAUUCCAUAAAUUUACAGCAACAUGCGAUAAUGACGAGUCCGUCAAAUCUGCCCGUAAGAUCAUGCGCUCGAAGAGAGCUAGGGCGAGAGCAGACUGUUUCUUCAAUUGAUCAGCUUCACCCAAGUUCUUCAAGUGAUUCAAUAGUUCUUCCAUAACUUUAGAACAUAUCUUGUUGACUUCGAUGAUGAAUUUUUGAUCAGAGCCGUACAGUUUGUCGUUAGAGUCGACCUGGUUUUGGGUUCGACGAUUAAUGGUAAGAAAACAAUGCGUAUUUAAAACAAAAAGUUAAAUGUGUACCUUGUCAACGUGAUAUGGAUAAGUUUCUUGAGUAACUGUAGACAAAAGAUCUAAUACCCUUAGAUACAAAUGUGAUUUGGUCGCAGUGUCCUCGACAAAGUAACGUUGAACCACGUUAAGAAGGCCUCUCAUUAAAUACAAAACCCCGUGCUCUGGACUGUCCUAUUGCGUAAAAAGUGUAUCUGAGUGUCUAUUAAAUGGCUAAAACUUGCGUUUUACUGAAUAAUAUCAAUGAAUCAUUCAUACCGGUACGACGAGCAAAGUAGAAAGGAAAUUCGAAAGAUAGGUGAGCAAAUAUGGUUCAGUGCUCUUACUUCGUCCAUCGAUGUCGAAAUUUUUCGGCAUCUCUGGCACUAAACUUAGAGCAGCCUUGAAACAUGAAUCGGCUAACGGAAAUAUUUAUCGAGAUUAAUAACGGACAAAUAAUUAUAAAAAGUUUAAACGAUAAUGAUAAUUCAUUGUUCGUGUGCUUUACCUUGACCAUAACACUGAUUUAGAAGUGCUACUUGUCCUGACAAUAAAUACAAUUGAAGCCUGGUAUGAACUAACGUUAAUGAUGGAAUAGUAAUGAAACAAAAUGCAGCGCAAGCUCUUACAAAAGCCGACGUUCUUCUAGUAUGGUGGCCGCGAACAAUUUUUCUAGUAUCAACAGAUAAUCUAUUUACACACUGGAAGAAAUAAUAAUUGAACGAUUAAUUCAUUUCAGAUGAAAAAAAUAAUUUUAAAAAAACUUCUAACGCUAUACCUGUACAAGCUGCAUAUGCACACUAUCAAGAUUGUGAAAGGCAGCCCGCGCUUCCACAUAAAAAUUCAAUUGCUUCUCAAAAUCUCGACCGUAAUCCACCCUCAGAAUGAGACCACAUAUCAACUGACCGAUCUGUCUUUUCUCAUCUUCAACUGUAAGCGCGCUGUAAUGUACGUCAGUAAUAUCUAAGAGUGUAUUAAUGUACAUACAUAUAGGACUGUGUUAAAAUUGAUGUUAUUACGAAAAUGUGUACCUGACCGAGUCGUGCAUUAUCCUCAUAAUAAACAUGAGAGCAUUUAUCAUUAUAGGAUCUACUAUUGGACUGCUUUGUUUACUUAGACCUUCUACGACUGUCUUGCAAACUUCCACUUUUAUGCUUUCCUUUUGAAACAGAUCUAUCAGUGGUAAAAAAUUAUCCUGGAAUUAUAAAGGGUCACUAUACUGAAUGUUAUUGUAUUAAUGAAUAUAGAUAUAAAAUACUCACCAUUGUUAGUAAAGAAUCAAAAUCCUGAGUAUUAGCAACAAUCUUUUCAGCAAUGUUCUGCAGCUGUGGAUAAAAGUGUUCGAAUGCUCUGCUUGGUCCCAAUUGAUUUAUAAUUUCACCCAAAAACAAAUUUAUUUCACUAGC